AUGAAUUUAAUGAUGUUAGAGGUUUCAGCAAACGCCCCUUCCCUUUUCAAUGCUCAAGAAUGGGGAAAAUCGACAGAUCACCGAAAUCAGGAGGUGCUGUCAAUAUUUUCAAGCCUAUCGAACACCCUGGUUUUCAGAGAAUAGGCGUAUCGAGAUCGCCCAGUAAUAUAUCACUUCGAUCAACGAAACCAAAUGUUUUCAGCAGCACCCCUAAAAGUGAGAAAACCCCACCUAAAAAAGAAUUAGAAAGGAGCAUUACAAGCAGUACAAAUGAUUCCAGAGAUUCUGAUUCAGAUGAGGAAGUUGACCUUUUGUCUGUGAGUUAUAAGUCGAUUGAAAUAAACUCAUCUGUGAGUUUCACAGAGGAUGUCCAUUUAAGAAGACAUGAACUCUAUGUUAAGGAUAUUGAAGAUUCCAAUGAUGUCUUAUUUGCCAUAUCACCCACCAUAAGAGCUUUAUAUGAUGGAGAUGAAUAUGAAAAGUUUAUGGAAAGGCUGGAUGCCAGAAUCAAAAACCAUGACAGGGAUAUUGAGCGAAUGUGUAAUUUCCACUACCAGGGAUUUAUCGAUUCUAUCCGGGAACUGCUUCAAGUUAGAAGUAAAGCUCAAAAGCUUAAGAAUGAGGUUUUGUUAACAAAUGAAGACUUGCAACAAAGUGCAAAGAAAGUAAUGAAAAAAGCAGAAGAAUUAGUUAAGCAUAGGAAAAUGCAGUAUAAUAUUUCCUGUGCCAUUGAUAAUUUGUUUAUGUGCCAACCUGUUUUAGAGAUGUAUUUCAAACUAAUGCACCAAAUGAAAGAGAAGAGAUAUUAUCCAGCUUUAAAAAUAUUAGAACAGCUAGAACACACCUAUUUACCAAGAAUUAGUCGUUAUAGAUUUGCUCAAACCAUGAGAGCUACAAUACCUGUGCACAGAGAAAAAAUUAAAGAGGCUUCUAAGUCAGAUCUGAACGAUUUUCUGGAAAAUGUUCGUAGAAUUUCUCCGAUGAUUGGAGAAAAGGCUAUGAAACAUCAAUCUGAGCACAGCACUGUGGAUGUUGAUUUUAAAUGGAAGAAGCGGAAAGCUCCUCCUCCACCGAAUCCUUUCACUGGGGAAAUAGAGCAACUGCCAGAAGAAUGUGUAGUGGAUGAUGGGGAAGAUUUAAGUGCACAGGAUAUGAUAGAUUUUUCACCUGUUUAUCGUUGUCUCCAUAUUCAUACUGUAUUGGGUGAAAGAGAGUCAUUUGAGCGUUAUUACAGAAAUCAAAGAAAGCAGCAAGCCAAAUUAGCUUUACAACCAUCCACAAAUAUGAGUGAAACCAUUGAUGGAUAUAGAAACUAUUUUAGUGGUAUUGUAGGGUUUUUCAUUGUUGAGGAUCAUGUUUUGAAUACUGGAAAUGGACUUGUAAAUAGAGCAUAUUUAGAUGAGGUGUGGUCAAAUGCAUUAUCAAAAAUUGUCGCUUCCUUAAGGACUCCAUCAGAUUGUUCUACAGAUACAUCUCUUAUGUUACAAUUAAAGUGGUUAAUAAUGCUAUUCAGCUACACACUUAGAGCCUAUGGUUAUACAGUUAAUCAACUGUUUGAAUUGUUGCUUGAAAUUAGAGACCAAUAUAAUGAGAUGCUUAUGAGAAAGUGGAAUAAAGUUUUCAGAAAAAUAUUUGACUCUGAUAAUUAUCACCCUAUAGAAGUAGAUAAUCAAGAUGCUUAUGAUGCUAUUAUCAGUAGGUUUCCAUAUCAUGAUGAAGAACUAAUGUUAGCUCUCUUUCCUAAAAAGUUCCCAUUUUCUGAAUUUGUUCCUGAAGUAUAUGAUCAAGUUAAAGAGUUUAUUAGUGCUUGUUUAAAAUUUUCUCAAGACUUGAAUCUCAGUCAAACAGAAGUUCAAGAUAUGGUUCGCAAAUCAACCAAUUUACUGCUAACUACUACUCUUAGUGGAUGCUUGUCCAAUCUAAUAAAGAAUUCAAACCUUGGACUUUUACAGCUGAUACAAAUCACCAUCAACACAAACCACCUGGAACAUGCUAGCAUAUAUCUUGAAGACUACAUAUCUACAAUUACAGGAUCAACUACUGAAUCUUUUCAUGUUGCUAAACUACAAAGUUGUUCUAUGUUUAAGGAUGCACGAGCUGAUGCUGAAUCUCAGAUUUAUGAAAAAUUGAAUGAAAAGAUAGAUGAAUUUUUAGAAUUGGCAAACUAUGAUUGGUUGCUUGGGGAACCAGAAGGGCAAGCAAGCAGUUAUCUAACAGAUUUAAUAGCAUUUCUGAAGAGUACUUUUGAGGCUUUUACUAAUCUUCCUGAUAAAGUGGCUCAAACGGCAUGUAUGUCAUCAUGCAAACAUAUAGCAAAUGCUUUGAUGGGUUUCCUAUUAGAUAAAGAAGUGAAACAUAUUUCCCUUGGAGCUUUGCAACAAUUCAAUCUUGAUGUUAUGCAAUGUGAACUGUUUGCCAACUGUGUACCUGUUAGAAAUUUUGAAGAAGGAAUUCUACUUAUGUGUUUUGCUGAACUACGGCAGGUUUUAGACCUUUUCACUGACUGGGAUUGGUCAAAUUACUUCCGAGAAUAUGGCCAGGAAACUAGCAAAUAUUUAAGAGUGAAUCCGCAUACUGCAAUAAUAUUAUUAGAAAAAGUUCGAGAAGCAGAUAAAAAGAAAAACAUAUUCUCAGCCUUAAAGAAGAAUGAAAGAGAUAAGAAGAAACUAUUAGAAACUGUGUUAAAACAACUUCGACAGCUUACUACAAAUGGUGCUGCUUAGUACUUUACUUUUUCAGAACUCAAACUUAUUAUUUUAGUAAUUACUGAUAUGAAAACAAUGCUUGUCUUUGUUAUAAAUAUCUCCUGCAUUGUUUUUAUGAAAUUAGAAGAGAUUUAUUUUUAAAAAAAGCAUGUUUUUGAUAUUUUCUUUGUGUACAUUUUUUGUGAUUUGUUUUAAUUUAAAGUAUAAACUUAUGAAUUUAUUUUAUACUGAAAAUAAUGUUUCAUUAUCCUAUCUUAGAGUCUUCUUAAUAUGGCAUUUUAAACUUGGCUAAAUUAUUUCACUGAAAUCUUAACGUACUGGCGGUUUUGACAUUUUCAUUUUUUCUGCUUCCAAAUUUUCAUACUUUUUUAUAUUCAACUGUGGUUUCAGCUACUUCCACCUGUCCUCCAAUCACAAAGCUAUGGUAUGAAGGAUUAUUUUUCUCCUAAUUCUAAAUUGUCUCUUAUCUAACUUUAGAUUGGUGGGUGUUUCCCCCUGUCUAGAUAAUUGUUAGUUGGUCGAAAAGGAAGUGAGGUUUUUCAUUUAAGUGCAGAACCGUCUGUGUGUUAAACACCUAAGACUCCUAAUUUUCCCACGCAUACUGAAGUGCAAAAUAAAAUUUAUUAGAAUCACUAAAGUUUGAUAGUCUGAUAAUUUAUUAGUAUAAAUUAAUGCUUGAAGCACUAUAACAAUAAGCCAUAAUUUUCCUUAAGUGGCAUUUAUGUGUUUUUAGUAUUGUUUCCAGAUUGACAUUUUACAAAUAAAAUUUAAAAUAAUAUGACAAAAAUAUUAAUAACAAUGUCACAUAAACAGGCAUACAAUCAAUUCAGUAUUGUAUGAAGCACCUUUUUCAAACACACUAUGAAAUAAAAAAAACAUAGAGGUGCAGAAGAAACUAUUGACAAGUUACAACAAGAACAAAUUGGAUUGAUCAACAGUAUAGGUAGUUAACAGCAGGUUGAAGAUUAGAGGGGGAAAAUGUGAAUAUCUCUUACUUAUGUUGUUGGCUAUUCUAAUCUUCAACUCUGGUUGACUAUUUAGUUUCCCUACUCUGUUGCUUAAUUUUUUUAAAAACUUGUUUGUAAUUUCUCUUGUAUUUCUAUGUUAUUCUCUUUUGUUCAUUGUUUUGAUUCUAUAGAAGGUGCUUCAUUAUAGGAAUAAAAGAAUUGUAUGUCUAUAUGACAUUGUGUGUUUUUUUAUUUUUGCUUUAAUUAUAUGUAGCUAAGUUAUGGGUUAGAAAAAAAAGUAUAUAAUAUGCACACAUUUUACACUUCUUUACCUUGUAAUUUACACGUUUUUGAAAUUACUACUAAUUAACACUUUAAAUAGAAGUAUCUUAUUGCCCACCUGAAAAUUUAGUAUUUUCACUUCGAACACUCUUUAGAUCAAUUAAAUAAUGUGGCUUAUCAUUAUGUGGCAGCUACAACCAUUUAUUUUUAAAUAAAAUUGCAAAUGAAUGAUUUUGUGUUAACUAAAUUCCUUAUCAUGUAAAGAUUAUUAAAACUAAAUGCAAGAAAGCCUUAUAAGGCCUUGUUUAAUAAAGGUUAUAAUGUAUUGAAAUUAUUUAAUAAUAUAAAUAAUUCUUUCAAUAAAGUCAAAUAAUCAUUAUA
This is a messenger RNA of Parasteatoda tepidariorum (common house spider), 4315 nucleotides long. RefSeq names its product exocyst complex component Sec15 (gene Sec15). Gene Ontology annotation, cellular component: exocyst; membrane. Lineage: Eukaryota; Metazoa; Arthropoda; Arachnida; Araneae; Theridiidae. Gene Ontology annotation, biological process: exocytosis; intracellular protein transport; Golgi to plasma membrane transport. The record is from RefSeq and is a predicted model, not a curated record.